Molecule: messenger RNA, 2100 nt
Organism: Ylistrum balloti
Lineage: Eukaryota; Metazoa; Mollusca; Bivalvia; Pectinida; Pectinidae
Exons: 8
Coding region: 1-2100 (699 amino acids)
Source: RefSeq, a predicted model, not a curated record
AUGUCUUCAAGAGCUGCUGUUGACAGUGACAGUGAUGAUACGUUAGACAUUACAGAGUUUACAAAACAUGGCAAGAGACUCAAGAACUCAAGAUCAGCAUGGACAUCAGAAGUACCGAAGACCAUGCGGGAGGAAAUAGAGGUCGCAGAGACAGAAGCUGCUUUCUACCAAGGAAUUCUUGACGUCAUCAUAGCGCAUCUCGACCCUGAUAUUGAGGCUGAAAAUAUCGAAAGGCUUGUCCUGCCACCAAGGGUUCCAAAUGAUGUCAGAAAGAAACUCCGCAAAUACAGGGUUGAGGCAAAGAACAUUAUUGAAUACAUAAACGAAAACACGGGAGACGAGAAGGAAGACGAAAAAAGGAAUGAAGAUGAGAAAGCCGAGGCUAUAUUUUUAACGACAUUAAUUGAAAAGUUGUGCUCGGCACUGAAACAAGACACCAUAUCUUCCAAGUUUAAACUACCUCGUGUUCCUGUUGUGAACGUAGAGAGAAAAGAUGUAUUGAAACAGUACAGAAAAGACGCAAACGAAAUCGUCCAAUGUCUAAAACGGUUAAAAACUCAGAAGAUAGAUAAGGUCACCCAAACCGACUUUCCACAAGAAGACAAGGAAGUGAGACAGACUAGGGUCACAGAGUACAUUAACUCAGCUUCAUCAACAAAGAGUGUCCCCGAAACGAAGAAGAAAAAGAUUAUUCAGCGCACAAGACAGACUCAAACAGACUUCGACGAACACGCUCCGUGUACAGCAUCAGUAUUAGAUCCGAUUGGGAAAACACUCGGCAGUUCUGUACACCCUCCGUCCUACAAUACUGUUUUGUCCGACUACAAAGUAACACAAGACGGUGUAGCUGUUACUAAACCGGAACAAGUUCAACAUCCUGAUCUUUUACAGACUAUUAAAGGUGUAGAUGGCAGAAAUUUUAAACAACAUCAAGAUGCAAAUGAACAACAAUAUCAACAUCAUCACUACCACACUCACAGCAUUCAGCAGCAACAACAACAGCAGCAACAACAGCAGAGGGUGAUGGACGAUGUGGUUCCUAACAGAGAAAGUCGAAACACUGCUGAUCAACAAGAUAGGUUGACUGACGGGCAUAACGCGCAACAUGACCAACCGAGACAAAACAGAAGCUCAGAUCAGUCUAGUGGAAGAGUGAUGUCAGGUUUAGGUGAUGAUCGACCACUCACGUCUGACAAUGAUACUGAAUUGUCUAAUUACCUGAAACAGACCGAUGGAAGUCCCACAGAUAAGUCAAGUAGGGAUUAUAUCAACAUGCUGGAAGCUCACAACUUCAAGCUGUCAUGCCGUGUAUCGUUAUUAGAGAGUCAACUUCACGAUUCACAAAGAUCCCUUGUGGUGUCGGCGUACUCAAAUCAAACUGUUCUUGACAGAGUAAGUGAUAAUAUAAGGUCAUCUGUCCAUGAACCACCAAAUUUACAUGACAUCCAUUCAACGUCACAGCCCUCCACCCGUGAGUUGUCGGAUCUUGCGGACAGAUAUAGACCAAUUAAGCUAGCAGAGAAAUUUGCAAAAUUAUACGAUAGAGAGUGGGUUGAUAUAUUCACGUUUGAAACGACAGAUAUGAAAAAAUCCGAACAAAAUGCAAUAACUGAUAUUCUUGAGGUCAUCCAGAGCAUUUACCAAAUGUGUGCAAGACUUUCACAAGAACAAAUCGAGGAUUGGCAGGACCAGAUAAUGACCGUAAAGAGAUCAGAAUUACCAGAGUUUCUACGACACGUUCGAAAGCUGAAAGAUGACGCCUUAUCCGCAGCUUUGAAACAAACUCAGAAGGAAAUGGCAGUUGAUUCGAUUCCGAAUAUACGGCAGGAGAUUGUCACCAACGAAGCAUUGGCAUCGUUUUACGGCCCGGAGCUAGCUAGCUGUGAGGAGUUUGUAUUAGCGUGUGUUGAUGUGUGUUGGCUAAUGACAGUGAGCGAUCCCCCCAUACUUCUCGAUUUCACGUGCAAGAACGGGUCAAAAUUUGACAAGGACGUUUACUCAGUAUACACAAAAACGGGCAAGAAGGUGGACUUCCUCGUUUGGCCACCUGUUUAUGGAGAGGGCCAAUUACUUUAUAAAGGAGUAGUUCAGCUGAUGUAA